This is a messenger RNA of Drosophila gunungcola (fruit fly), 1159 nucleotides long. RefSeq names its product ninjurin-A. Bases 256 to 972 code for a protein of 238 amino acids. Gene Ontology annotation, cellular component: membrane. Gene Ontology annotation, biological process: tissue regeneration; cell adhesion. Lineage: Eukaryota; Metazoa; Arthropoda; Insecta; Diptera; Drosophilidae. The record is from RefSeq and is a predicted model, not a curated record. The transcript has 4 exons.
CUCUGGUCAGUUGUAUGAGGAAUAGCGUGCCGAGCGGUCGCAAAACGCGCACGAGUAUUAACAAAAAGCAAGAAAAAAAAAGAAGACAUAAACACCAGAGUGAUUUCCCCCAAAAAGAUCUAGAUAAAAAUAUACUAUAUAACGGACACAAACAAACAAAGGAAUUCUUCAAGUAUCUGACAGCCAAAGAUCGCACUGAAGUUCAUAAUUUAUAAUUGCCCCAAGCCGUUUAAUUGUAUUUAAUUAAUUGUAAAAAUGAGUGACCUACAGCAUAUUACACUGCAAAUGGAUAAGCUGCCGCUGGAAGAUGAUAAAACUUUGACGAGAAAUCAAGAAAAUAUCAACAAUCACAGCAACGGCGAUGCAAUCGACGGACGUAACAAUGCACGAGUGCCCAGAGCAGUGCCCGAAACGGAUGACGAUGACAACGAUGAUCGUCCCUUUGUUAAAGAUGGGAGUGGUAAUCCCGGCGUGGAUGAUGGUCUUCUGGGCGGCGGUGGUGGAGGCGGAGGAGGAGUCAAUGUUCUUGUACCCAAUGGAGGCAGACGACCCAGUUUCUCCUUUCCGGGCUAUAAUGGACCCGGUUUUGUGACGAUCAACGGAGUUGAGACACCAAUACCCGAUGUGAAUGCAUAUCAGCACAAGAAAACCCUGGCCCAGGGAAUGAUGGAUUUGGCAUUACUCUCAGCCAAUGCAAAUCAGUUGCGUUAUGUGCUGGAAACCAACACUCAACAUCCUUACUUUUAUCCCAGUUUGUUGUUCAUCUCACUGAGCAUUAUAUUCCAGAUCGCUGUUGGCGUGGGCCUUAUUUGGAAUGGCCGGUACAACAUUAAGAAUGAGCAAGAGAUUUGCCGGGCGAACAAGAUCAACAAUUACACAGUCAUCGGCAUCUUUAUUGUGACGGUGGUCAAUGUCCUUAUAUCAGCAUUUGGCGUUGCUGAACGAGCCCCUGUGCCUGUCAAUACCAUCUAGUUCCAGGAUAAAUUUAAAUUAGCACGUAGAGUUGUAAGCACAAUCGCAUCCUUAGAUAAAAGUCAGUCAGCUGGUCAGUAGUUGUUGAAAUUCACAUUUCGCCUCAUUUCUCUAUGUUUAAAAAAUCAAUUGUGAUAAAUAAAUAAAAUCCCACGAGCAUUUUACACUUUAUUCGAAAUUAAUAAAA